CGCAUGCGCUGUAACGCUGUUCUCUCUGUUUCCUGCGCACAUUGCCACGUUAUUAGCGGCAGACACAAAAUUCAAGCGACAGUUCAGACUGGUAAAGGUGAAAGAAGACCUGCCGCGUUAAGAGUCUCCUCGGUUUCCAUCACGGUUUUAUUAACAGUUGGCUCGUUUGGAGGUGAUCCGAGAUGCUGAAGUUGUUGAUUGUGUGCGCACUGGCCGCUAUGAGCGCGGCUGAUAUCUCCGAGGAGGAGGACGUGCUCGUACUGAAGAAAAGUAACUUCGAGGAGGCGCUCAAAACUUACCCAAAUAUCCUUGUGGAGUUUUAUGCACCAUGGUGUGGGCACUGCAAGGCCCUGGCCCCUGAAUAUGCCAAAGCAGCCGGUAUGCUGAAAGCUGAAGGUUCAGACAUCAGACUAGCUAAGGUGGAUGCAACUGAGGAAUCUGAACUCGCUCAGGAGUUUGGUGUUCGUGGAUAUCCCACCAUCAAGUUCUUCAAGGGAGGAGAAAAGGAGAACCCCAAGGAGUAUUCUGCUGGCCGACAGGCUGAUGACAUCGUCAACUGGCUGAAAAAGCGAACUGGCCCUGCAGCCACUACUUUAAGUGAUGUGACACAGGCGGAGUCUCUUAUUGCUGAUAAUGAAGUUGCAGUCAUUGGCUUCUUUAAGGAUGUUGAAUCAGAAGAUGCCAAGGCCUUCAUUAAAACCGCAGAGGCUGUGGAUGACAUCCCCUUUGGCAUCACUUCAGAUGAUGCAGUCUUUUCAAAGUUUGAAGUUGCCAAGGAUGGUGUUGUUCUUUUUAAGAAGUUUGAUGAGGGUCGCAAUACAUUUGAUGGAGAGAUCAGCAAAGAAAAGCUACUAGCCUUCAUCAAGGCCAACCAACUUCCCCUGGUCAUUGAGUUUACAGAGCAGACUGCUCCAAAAAUCUUUGGAGGUGACAUCAAGUCCCACAUCCUGAUGUUUGUGCCCAAAACAGCCACAGACUUCCAGAAUAAGAUGGACCAAUUUAAAAAAGCAGCUGAGGGCUUCAAAGGCAAGAUUCUCUUCAUCUUUAUUGACAGUGAUGUGGAUGAUAAUCAGCGAAUUCUGGAGUUCUUUGGUCUUAAGAAGGAAGAGUGCCCAGCGAUUCGCCUCAUUACCCUAGAGGAAGAGAUGACCAAAUACAAACCAGAAACCUCAGAAAUCACAGCAGAGAACAUCAUCACCUUCUGCACAGCCUUCACAGAGGGAAAACUUAAGCCUCAUUUGAUGAGUCAGGACAUUCCUGACGACUGGGAUAAGAACCCUGUCAAGGUCCUGGUGGGCAAAAACUUUGAAGAGGUUGCCUUCAACCCUGCCAAGAAUGUCUUUGUAGAGUUUUAUGCCCCAUGGUGUGGUCACUGUAAGCAGCUGGCACCCAUCUGGGAUCAGUUGGGUGAGAAAUUCAAAGAUAAUGCAAACGUUGUUGUGGCCAAGAUGGAUUCCACAGCCAAUGAGAUUGAAGCUGUCAAAGUGCAUAGCUUCCCCACGCUUAAAUUCUUCCCUGCUGGUGAUGACCGUAAGGUAAUUGACUACAAUGGUGAGAGAACGUUAGAUGGAUUCACAAAGUUUUUGGAGAGCGGAGGAAAAGAAGGUGGGGCACCAGCAGGAGAUGAUGAGGACGAGGAAUCUGAUGAUCUGGAUCUUGAUGAUGUAGAGGAGGAUGAUUCGGAUGUGGAAGAGGGACACGAUGAGUUAUAAGAGUCAGGAGGAAAAGGCGAGACAAACCCCUUCACCACCACCACCUCCACUUUAAACCUCCCUGUCUGUGAACACUAAAGCUUUUCCUAACUAAUCCAACAGCCACUGGGCGUUACAGGGUCCUUUGUCAGCCAGUAUUCAUUACCAGUCCAGCCCAACCAUCGGCAGCCCAGAGAAGUGCCUCUCUGCCCACAACAACUUUAUCUCUUUAAAGUGUUCUACUGUACAGUUCUUUUGGCAUUUAAAAUGUAUUUGGUUUUUAGGUUUAAUUCUAAUGGUAACCUGUUGAACUGCUCUUUAUACCUGCCCACUACCUCCUUUUGUCAUCCGGGGGCACAGUGUUAAGAUGUUGCAGUUUAAUACUGGAAAUACUCUCCUGAUGAAGGAGGGGAAAAAAACAGUUAUUCUGCCUUAAUUCUGAUAAGAAUGAGUGGACAUUUCAGGGCAGUGGGGCUAUAUGUCAUUCACCGUUGGGUGGAAAUAAAAUUAUAAUGGCUGCUAUUACAGUACGAACAAAACUUAGCCGAGACCAAACUGAGGUACCUUCCCUGUUUCAUUAGACAAACUGCAUUUUCAUAUUCCUUCUUUUCCAAAUUAACACCUGCUACUGAAUUAUUUUUAAAGAUGUAAAAGUGGAGAGCUUGUUUUAUUUAAUUUUAUAUUUCAAUUAUUUUUUUUUUUUUUUUUUUUUUUUUAUAA
This is a messenger RNA of Labeo rohita (rohu), 2411 nucleotides long. It is a transcript of the gene p4hb, whose product is annotated as prolyl 4-hydroxylase, beta polypeptide. NCBI's taxonomy places the organism in Eukaryota, Metazoa, Chordata, Actinopteri, Cypriniformes, Cyprinidae. Bases 183 to 1712 code for a protein of 509 amino acids. The transcript is spliced from 11 exons. Gene Ontology annotation, biological process: protein folding; response to endoplasmic reticulum stress. The record is from RefSeq and is a predicted model, not a curated record. Gene Ontology annotation, cellular component: endoplasmic reticulum. Gene Ontology annotation, molecular function: protein disulfide isomerase activity.